AUGAGCUUCCACAGCUUGGCUUUGUCCUAUUUAGUCGCGUGCGUCCUCUGCAGCAGCAGCUCGGUGACCGGGACGGACUCCCAGAGCUCGUCGCCCCAGGAGUCGUGCGCGUCCUGCGGUCUCAGGACGCCGGACCAGUCGGAGCGGGUGAACAUCGACUUCCUGGAGGCGGUGAAGAGGCACAUACUGAACCGACUGCAGAUGAGGGAGAGACCCAACAUCACCCACCCCAUCCCCAAAGCCGCGAUGGUGACGGCGCUGAGGAGGCUGCACGCCGGGAAGGUACGCGAGGACGGGCGGGUGGAGAUCCCGAGCUUUGACGGACAGGCGGCGUACAACAACGAGGUUCAAGCGGAGACCUCGGAGAUUAUCAGCUUCGCCGAGUCAGGUAAUAAUCAAUGAUGCAUGAUCGACCUCCUCAUGAACCCCCAUCACCGUUUGACUUUAUGUAACAGGCAGCUGCAGGUGAGUUCAUAACCUGAAAUCCGGGAUGAAAUUUCAUUCUGUGAGGCUCACCGAGUUUCUGAUUCAUCCCCAGAAUAAAGACUUAGAGAGAAAUCAUCGUUUAUUUAUCAGAGCAGCUUGAUUUCCUGAAUCCUCCUGAUUUACUUUAAAGAAACUCAACUCGGAGUCCUUAAAUUACCCCUAUGUGUGUUGUCUGUGGGAUAAAAGGAACCUCUGAAUCCAAUUUCAUCACCAAAGCCGUGCUCACACUCAAUACUCCAAUGUAUAAAGCCCUCUUUUAAAUACACACAAAAGUCCCUCAAUUGGCCAUUUAUCCCUUCCUCUAAGAAUGUGUAUCUAACUAAUUCUCACAAGUCCAAAGAGAACACCCUUUCCUCUCCCUCUGCCCCCCUCUCCCUCUCUCUCUCUCUCACACACACACACCCCCUUUCCUCCACACACACACCUAAAAUCAUCCAGGCUUGACAGAAUCCAAUAAUUGUCAGUUAGCGCUGUGAGAACGUCGUCUCUGACACAAACUGUUAGUUUAACAAAAAGAAAACAUACAAUUAAAAGACACUGAACGAACAUGCAUACCAUCCUGUAUUUUCCCAUUGGCCCCUGCUGCUACAAUUAGCCUGAAUGCGGCUCCCACCUUCCAAUGGGAAUGAUCUGAGCGCCCUCAUGACAAGGGGAACAAAAGCCGGGCAAUUAUUAUAAGAGCUCCGUGUGUUCCUGCUGAACGCUGCAUGUCAACGUACGGCCGAGGAAAAAGCAGCGAAAACAAAAGAAAUCAGAAUAAUGCAUGAGACAUUUGAGUUUGUGCGGGGGAGUUGGAGCGAGGAGGGGUUCGAGGAGGGCUGAUAUUGUGUGUGAGUGUGUGUGAGUGUGUGCGUCCAUAUUGCAGUGUUGUAAAGAAUGUUUUUGUGGAUCCAAAGGUUCGCUGGGCUCUUUUUCUGCUUCUUCUUCUUCUUCUACUUCUGUUUUUUCCCCCUCGUUCUAUUCUUCCUCGCACCUUUGAGCCUUUGUGCGGCAUUGUACCAUGGAGCUGGCGCGGGUCCCUGCUCCCUAGACCCCGUCUGCCUCCUGGCCAGCUGGCUCACGCCCCCCCUCUAGAAGAUCGGAUGCUGCCAGCCAGGGGGCAUGGCUCGGAGGCAAGGUCUCCAGAAAGCUCUGAAGCCAGGGGAGCUCGCCCCCCAAGCAUGAGGGAGCCUGAAUCGUGGUUGUUGUCACAGUUUAGGAGGAGGCGGGUUGCGUUGGGGGGGCGAGGUUGGCAUAUGUUUAGCCAACAGCGAAUGGAAGUGGAAAGGUGUUGAUGUGCCUCCAAACGGUGAAGUCACCUCACGUCCCCUCGGCUCGGGGUGUUAACUACGUGCUUGACAGCCAGGGAGCCGGCGCCUUAUCUCUGGUUCGCCGUAGUGCAGGAGUUAGAGGUCUGCCAAGCGGCCCCCCAGCAGGUGAGGGGGGGACGAUGCCAAACUGACACGGUCCCACGGGUCCCCGCUGAGGGAUUCGGUGUCCCGUAUCCAGGGGAGCGGAGCGAGGAACACAAGCGAGGGGAAAGGAGGGAGGGUGAAAGAGGGGCGCAGUAGACGCAGAGGUUUAGAUCGGCGUUUCUCGAUUGCUCAGUAUAGACGUUCAGACCCGGUGAACCUGCGGCGAGCGCUCCAAGAAUUAAGACUUCAUUAUGGGAGGUCAUUAACUCCAGUCCGGUUCCUCUAGAGGAUCGGGUUGGCAGGUUUACUUCAGGACACAAGUCUUUCAUGAGGAGCUGUCAGUCACGGCCAUCCUGGACACGCUCCAGACAUUUUCCACAUUCACUCACAAGUGUGUGUUUCAGCCCGCCGUGGUUCCUGGCGCCCUCUCUCUGGCUUGCGAUCUUAUGAAUGAUUUAUGCAACUUUAUUAAAAAUGGACUCGUCGCAAAGCUUAAACAACAACAGAGCCGGUGCCACAGCGGCUUUAACCUCCGGCCAAAAGUCCAGCGACCUGCCUCGCCGUCCUCUCCCUCCCUCCCUCCCCUCCUUGCUCUCGGUGGAAUUCCUGGAGUGCUGAGACUCUCGGGGCCUCAGGGAUGGCUGCCGCGAUAGGCACGCACGCCUCCCUCCGUUCAUGUCAGGGCCACAAACGCUCCGCGCCGCACCCCUUGUCCUUCCACGGCGUGUGGUCUCGUCGACAGCAGGUUUGAGUAAUGAGUUCUGGAGCUGCCUGCCUCCAUCGCUGCUCCCCUGACUUGGUGGCGCAGGUGGGGACACGCUGAAGCAGCUCUUUAUCCGCCGCGGCCCACCCAGGUGUCCUGGCUGCCGAUGCUCUCUGACAACUUUUCCACUGCGGGGUCAGGCGAGGCGUGUCGGGGCCAGCUUCAGAUUGUUCGGAACAUAAAGUGGAUGGAAAUGAAAAAUGCGUUCCUUAGAAAGAGCGCCGAACAAACAGGUGAUGUGGCGUUAAAGAAGCUGUACGUACAGUGUGAAGGUUGAAAAAUGUAAACUGAUGGAAACACACCAUCAAUCUUCCUCGACUCGUCGUUCCUCAUUUGCUGCUCGCCCUGAAGAGCAGCUGGGCUAAAUGUACGUUUAUUUAACUUUACAGGAUUGACAUUAAAUCAGAAACAGAAGAAGAAGAAAGUUCUUUUGUGACCUUUAAAGAAAACGGUUCGUGUCGGUCGACUGUGUCAGGACUUCACUUUCACAGUUAAUCCGAGAAAAUGUCGGUUUACGAGGAUCCAGACUCACUCAAAGACAUUAAAGACCUAUUACACCUACUUUUACCUUUCACUCUGGAACACCUUCAGGGUGUAUUUUCAUUAUUUAUAAUUAAACAAAAACUCACUAUCUAUCUUAUUUAUAGAUUUAACGGUAAGAAACUGUUAAACUCCAACAGGAAAUUACUGUAAAUUCUAAAAAAGUUGUAAACAGUUUUUUUUUUUUUGAGCCGAAACAGUAAAAUUUACAAAAACAAAAAUUCACAGUGAAAAACUUAAACACUGUAUGAAAAAAUACUGUGAAAAAGUUUACAUUAAUAUUUAAAGAAGAUAAGAGUAUGGGACUGUGUCAAUUGUGAUUUAAAUAGAAAAAUGCAUUAAAAUUUUACAAAAUUUAAUCCCAGCCAAAUUUAUAGUGCUGUUUCAUCUUAAAUGCGGUAAUUUGCUGUUAAAUUAACAAGUUUUUAUUCUGGUGAAAACUUGAGCGUUCCUGAGCGUGGGAUAAUAUUUAUCUUUAACUUAAACCAUUAAAUUUACAGCAUUUUUUACAAUUUUUAUUUACUCCAAAAACAGGUUGUACCAUAUUUUUUCUUUUGGAUCAUAGAAAUAUAUUUUUAUAUCAAAUUCUCCGUUGACUUCUGACCAAUCAGAGCCCUCCGUUCGAGCUCAGUUGAUACUUUAACCAACUGAGAUGCUUGACCUGGAGUAACCUGGUUGACAUGCCGUACUACUGAGUUUUACCGUGAGUAAACAAAAAAAUUGUUGCGAUGAAAGUAACCAAAUUAAUUAUGCAAUAGAUAUCAAAACUGGAAAACGCCGGCAGUUAGCGCCACGGCGGUCGAAACCUUUUCCCCUUCCGAAUUAAACACCUGCCCACAACAGCGACUCGGCUACCUUUAUUCCUGAGCCCCCAGAUAACAAGACAGCGACACCUAAGGCACACAAAGUGAACUGCAACUUAUAAUAUGUGUCACAGCAACAUAUUUGGCUCCUACACCCUCUCUUUCACGUUGUAAAUAGCGGAGAACAGAGCAGCUGUAGGUCUACUCUUUUAAGACUGUCAACAACAACAUGUCUUCAAUCAGGUAAUUAAUGAAAAGUCAGUCAGAGACGCUGAAAGAGGCAAGUCUCAGCUGUUCAGGUGUGCUCUCAAACCUGGUCCCUGCAGAAGUUCUUCAGCUGUUGGUCCAUUAUCUGUUGUUAAAGCUGUAAGAUGAGACACAAACUCUGGCGAGUGAAACUUGAAGGAGUGGCUGUGACGCCGUGGUCGAGGUCGGGGUUGGAUCUCAUGUCUAUUAGUGUCCAAACGGGGAGACAGAGCCUGAUGUCAGGUUCAGGCCAAGUCCUGUGAAAGUCCAGAAAAAAUCAUCCUGGUGAUAGACAUGUUCUCCACGUUUAGACACUUUGCUGAGGUUUUGGAUGGAUACUCAGACUAGAUCCUAAAUCACAGCUCUGCACUCGUAUCCAUCUAUCUAAGUCCCCCUUUCAGGGACCCUGAGGCCUUCCUGGGCCAGGUAAGAUAUAUGAUCCCCCAACCUCCCAGUCCUCUACGUGUGUUAGUAACCUUCUCAUUAGAUACCGACAGAACCUUUCAUUUUUAGUUUCCUAAAUCGGUUUCUCCUCUGUUGCAUUUCUUCUUCUUUGAAACCAAAUAUCACCCAUUAUCUUACGCGAUGUAAUCAGAUCAUUCUGACUUGUACUCUGCAUGUCAGCGGUGAAAACGUGCGUUUAGUAAACCUCGUGUUGUUGCAGUAGUGGCAAUCAUUUCUGUCCUGUUUCAAUGCUGGAAAUCGAGAACUGGUUCUUGUUGAGAACCGGUUCCAAAUGGUUCAAUCCAUCGAUGUUGUUUACAUUUUAUCUUAACGAUUCCUUUCUUUCAGUUGCCUUGAAAAACAGUCUUGCGUGUUCUCAUCUACCGGAACAGAGACAGAGAAGAAAACAUGGCGGAUGGAACGAACAGUCGGCAGAAACAAUCAAAGUGUGGCUUAAUUUUAUGAAGAAAAACGAGAGUAGAAGGUGAAGAAUAGUCUACUUUAUUUAAAUCAAAGAAAGGCAUUGAUAAGGGAAUCGUUAAAGAAUUGAAUCGAUAAGCAGAAUCAAUAACGGCAUCGAUAUCAAUAAACUCUUAUCUAUGCCAGUUGCAGUGAUCUCUUACUGAGUCAUUUAUUCAUGAUCAGUUUGGGUUUUCGGCGUCAUUACUCGACUUUUAAUCGCUCCAUCGGUGAGCAUGUGAGAGUGAGAUCCCCUCCUUUCUAAGUCCGGAGCUGUUGAGGCAAGUCGUGACGCACCGGUCUGAAUACGGCGCGAGUUUUCAGCUGAUUCCUUUAUGUAAUUCCCUUCAGAUGGAUUUCAAUAUGUACUCACUGUGCACUUGAUACUUUACCCACAGGCUUUGGUAUUGAGAAGGCUCAUACUUGAUUGCCACUGCUGGGUGAAGUAUACGUGUGUGUGUGUGUGUGUGUGUGUGUGUGGAUGCAAAUGUGUGUGUGUGGAGUGCUUGAGCUCCCAGCUGACAUGUUUGAGUGGAGAGCUGGUCUGAACAGGUUUCUGUGUGAAUGUAAAGCUGUGCUUUACAGGAGGAAGAGGCGUGAGGCGCCUUAAAGGAGGAGGGGUAUGUUGUGUGUGUGUGUGUGUGUGUGUGUGUGUGUGGGGGGGGGGGGGGGGCGUCUUUGGUGGCCACCUGUUGACACUGACACACACUAAUCAGUCGGCAAACAAAGUCAUUUAGCUGCUUUCAAAGGCGCUGCUCUGCUUGGGCACAUUGUACCAAAUCUCCUGAAAUAGAAACCUUUCAAGUUACCUCGGGGUAAUUUGGAAGACAUCAUUAGGCUUAGAAAAAAAAUACUGCCAGGGAGAGCCCAUCGCCACCCCAGGACUCCCGGGAUCUCUUCAUUGUGCGGCUGCAGAAAGUGGCCAGUGUCAUGUAAAUGGCUUUUAUUUUUGCCUCAUCAUGCUUUUUGCUGGAAAGCCACGCGCUUCAAUGGCGGGCUGCGGCGCGGCUGUCUCCCUGCGCCUCACAGGGGGCUUUGUGCUGUCACUCUCAGGGUGCUCACACUUGGAAGGAGGGGGGAGGGAGGGAGGGGUGGGGUAAGGUGGGGGUGGGGCUCUGGGGGGGGGGGCACUAAUAGUGAACUCAAUGAACCCCCCGGGAGUCUUGGCCAUGUCCACUAACCCUCCCACCUUUCCCACUUGCAUCCUUCCUCCAUUCCUCGGUCUUCCUCUUCUCCGUCCUCCUCUCGAUCCCUCCCUCCAUUCUCUGCCCACCUCUUUUCUGGCCCCUGUCACUUACAAAGCUGGACCUGAGGCCAACUGGGCCUGAUCCCAGAACUGGCCUGUCACAGCUGGCCUAUCCGGAGCUGCCACAGAGGUCACCUGACUCAGUGAUUGAGGGUGAAGAGAGAAAACACCGGGGAAAACAGGCCUUUAAAGACAGAGCUGCGGCCUUUGUUGGGAGGCUUUCUGCUUUUUAUGGGAGUACAUGCUGUGUUUGUGUGCGAUGAGGGAAACAAUCUUGAGCCUUUUUGUGGAUUUUACAACAUAAAACUUGUAGAACAAGGUCUUCUUAGUGCCCAUGUUUCAUUUUGCUUUCAUGCCCUUCAGUGUAAUUCGAAGGCCAAGCAGGGAGCUCCUUUGUGGAGACGGUUCCCCCAGAAAGCUUUGGUCAUGUGAUCUCAGGGGGGGGACUGUCUCCGGAGUAUAAACUGUUAUGAUACUAAAAUCUCCAUGACAACCGAACAAACUUUACCUGCUGAUGAUGAUGAUGAUGAAGGGAGGGAGAACCGGAAGUGCUUCGGAAGACUCACCUACCCUCUUCCAGCAGACGCUCGUUUGUAGCGAGACUUCAGGUCAGUCCAUUAUGGACUACAGCGGGGUGCCGCAGCUCAAGGAAGAACAUUUAUGAUCAUUUCUUCUGUCUUAGCAUCUUGGUCUGAUUGUAUUUCCAUGAAGAAAUGAUCAUAAAUGUUCUUCCUUGAGCUGCGGCACCCCGCUGUAGUCCAUAAUGGACUGACCUGAGGUCUCACUAUAAACAAGCGUCUGCUGGAAGAGAGUAGGUGAGUUGUGUUUAGUCUCUUUGCUAAAGAAAUGAGUCAAAGUUAAAAAGAUGUUUGGUGUCUAGUACUAUGUCUGUGACCCUAUAUGUCCUGUUGAUGAAGUUAGGUGCUGUUCUGAACAUUAUUUGUGGCUAUAGAGUGGCGUUUUGGUUGGGGGCGUGGCUCUCUGUAUUGCUAUCCUGCGGUUGUUACUAAGGUUGGUUUAACUAGAGAAGCAAGCGGUCGACAACAUUCAUCUCUCUUAAAUUUACGUCAUAAUAUCCCUUUAAAUGAGUGCAUUAGCGUGUAAAGAUCCGCCGUUACGCUGAUGACGCUGAAAUGUCCCGCAGAAUUGAGCACACAGAGAAUUUAUUGUGUUUUUUUGUUUGUGUGUUUUGGUUUCUGCAGCGUGUCCUUGCAACAUGCGCAACCAAGACCGACUUCAGCAGUGUUCGUAUUUGGAUAACGACCUGCUUCAAGUGCACGUUGUUUAAAAAGCAAAUCAGCAGUUUUUCUUCUGUUUGGUCGAAACACUAAAAUGCUUAAUUCCAGUGUAAAUUUCUAUGAUGUGGUACUUCUACAGAUCUCUGCUGUAAGAGUAUCUGUGACCUUAAUCGCCUCCUUCUGAAUACGAGACUAUAACCCCAGAUGCCUCUUUUCCUUUCCUCCGCCAUGAUUCAUAGUGACACUGUUGGAGAUAUUGAUUUUGCUCUGUCAAUGUUUUCUUUCAUGUAUUUGUGUUGGACCACUCUCAGUAAAGUCGAUUACUCCAAAGGGACGUAAAGUUUUAUUAUAAAGAACUCAAACGUUUCCAGAGUCAGUAAAUCCUCCUCCUCGCCGUAAACAGUCACUGUCAUGUCGUUUUCAUUUAUUUGACUGUUUUUAAUAUGAAAAGCUCAUUCCUGUUUUUUUCUUUCUCCAACAGAUGAGCACACGUCCUCCAAGUCCGGCCUCUUCUUCCUCAUCUCCAACGAGGGAAACCAGAACCUCUUCGUGUCCCAGGCAAACCUGUGGCUCUAUUUCCGUGUCCUGCCAGCUGGUCCAGAGAAAGGCAUCCGGAGAAAGGUGACGGUCAAGAUCCACUACCAAGAGGCCGGGGCUGCCGGAGCUGCGGGCGGUGCAGAGGGAGGCGGCGGUGGCGGCGGAGGGGGGACAGGUCGUUGGUCGCUGGUGGAGAAGCGGGUGGAUCUGAAACGCAGUGGUUGGCACACUUUUCCUCUGUCUGAGGCGGUGCGGGCUGUGUUUGGGAAAGGCAGCAGGCGCCAGGACCUGGAGGUCCACUGUGACGGCUGUGAGACAGCUGGAGUCGCCCCUGUGCUGGUGGACCCCGGCGACCCAUCGCACCGGCCGUUCCUGGUGGUCCGCGCUCGGCAGGUGGACGGGAAGCACCGCAUUCGUAAGCGGGGGCUGGAGUGCGACGGCACCAGCGGGGGCCUUUGCUGCAGGCAGCAGUUUUACAUUGACUUCCGCCUUAUCGGCUGGAACGACUGGAUCAUUGCACCGGCCGGUUACUACGGCAACUACUGCGAGGGCAGCUGCCCGGCCUACAUGGCAGGUGUGCCGGGCUCAGCCUCGUCCUUCCACACGGCAGUGGUUAACCAGUAUCGCAUCAGAGGGAUGAGCCCGGGCUCAGUCAACUCCUGCUGCAUCCCCACCAAGCUCAGUACUAUGUCCAUGCUCUACUUUGACGAUGAGUACAACAUCGUCAAGAGGGACGUGCCCAACAUGAUCGUGGAGGAGUGCGGCUGCGCCUGA
Molecule: messenger RNA, 8930 nt
Organism: Xyrichtys novacula (pearly razorfish)
Lineage: Eukaryota; Metazoa; Chordata; Actinopteri; Labriformes; Labridae
Source: the annotation of a GenBank genome assembly